GCAGCAGCAGCAGCAGGAGCAGCUAUCGCUUCUCUGCAGAGCGGGGGCAGGGGCCCCGACGCCCUCCUGCCCUCCCGCCGCCUCCUGCCGCUAUGAGCCAGAGAAGUCCGGGGGACUGGGUUCCCCUCGACCCCACUUCUGGAACCCCCAACCCUUUCGUGCAUGAGCUACAUCUCUCUCGCCUCCAAAGGGUUAAGUUCUGCCUCCUAGGGGUCCUAUUGGCCCCCAUCCGAGUGUUUCUGGCCUUUAUCAUCCUCUUUCUCCUCUGGCCCUUUGCCUGGCUUCAAGUUGUAGGUCUUACUGAGGAGCAGCUUCAGGAACCACUUACAGGAUGGAGGAAGACUGUGUGCCAUAAUGGGGUGCUGGGCCUAAGCCGCUUGCUGUUUUUCCUGUUGGGCUUCCUCCGGAUUCGAGUUCGGGGCCAGCGGGCCUCUCGCCUUCAAGCUCCUGUUCUUGUUGCUGCCCCUCAUUCCACUUUCUUUGAUCCUAUUGUUCUGUUGCCCUGUGACCUGCCCAAGGUGGUAUCCAGAGCUGAGAACCUUUCUGUGCCUGUCAUUGGAGCCCUUCUUCGAUUCAACCAAGCCAUCCUGGUAUCCCGGCAUGACCCAGCUUCUCGGCGUAAAGUAGUGGAGGAGGUCCGAAGGCGGGCAACCUCAGGAGGCAAGUGGCCCCAGGUGCUUUUCUUUCCUGAGGGCACCUGUUCCAAUAAGAAGGCUUUGCUUAAAUUCAAACCAGGUGCUUUCAUCGCAGGGGUGCCUGUGCAGCCUGUCCUCAUCCGAUACCCCAACAGUCUGGACACCACCAGCUGGGCAUGGAGAGGCCCUGGAGUACUCAAAGUCCUCUGGCUCACAGCCUCCCAGCCCUGCAGCAUCGUGGAUGUGGAGUUCCUGCCUGUGUACCAUCCCAGCCCUGAGGAGAGCAGGGACCCUACCCUCUAUGCCAACAAUGUCCAGAGAGUCAUGGCGCAGGCCCUGGGUAUUCCAGCCACUGAAUGUGAGUUUGUAGGAAACUUGCCUGUGAUUGUGGUGGGCCGGCUGAAAGUGGCAUUGGAGCCACAGCUCUGGGAACUGGGGAAGGUGCUUCGGAAGGCUGGGCUGUCCCCCAGCUGUGUGGAUGCAGGAGCAGAGCCAGGGCGGAGUCGAAUGAUCAGCCAGGAUGAGUUUGCCAGGCAGCUGCAGCUCUCUGAUCCUCAGACAGUGGCUGGUGCCUUCAGCUAUUUCCAUCAGGAUACCAAGGGUUUGGUGGACUUCCGAGACGUGGCCCUUGCACUAGCAGCCCUAGAUGGAGGCAGGACCCUGGAGGAGCUGACGCGCUUGGCUUUUGAGCUCUUUGCUGAGGAACAGGCUGAGGGACCUGACCGCCUACUGUACAAGGACGGCUUCAGCACCAUUCUGCACCUGCUGCUGGGUUCACCCCGCCCUGCUGCCACCACUUUGCAUGCUGAGCUGUGCCAGGAGGGCGCCAGCCAAGGCCUCUCCCUCUGUCAGUUCCAGAACUUCUCCCUCCAUGACCCUCUCUACAGGAAGCUCUUCAGCACCUACCUGCGCCCCCCCCACACCCCUCGAAGCUCCUCUCAGAUAUCAAAUGCCUCACUUCCAGGCAGCCCCAUUGCUCUGGCCAAUGGGACUGUUCAAGCACCCAAGCAGAAGGGCGACUGAGCACCUGACCUCUUGUCACCUGCUCCUCCCCAGCUCACCUCCAGCCCCUCACUCAGGGCAGCACCAGGGGCCUAGCCUGGGCCUCAACCCCACCUCUGCUCCUGUUGGAUUCUUUUAUUGUUGUU
Molecule: messenger RNA, 1783 nt
Organism: Elephantulus edwardii (Cape elephant shrew)
Lineage: Eukaryota; Metazoa; Chordata; Mammalia; Macroscelidea; Macroscelididae
Gene: LPCAT4
Product: lysophosphatidylcholine acyltransferase 4
Exons: 14
Coding region: 93-1658 (521 amino acids)
Biological process (GO): phosphatidylcholine acyl-chain remodeling
Cellular component (GO): endoplasmic reticulum
Molecular function (GO): 1-acylglycerophosphocholine O-acyltransferase activity
Source: RefSeq, a predicted model, not a curated record